This is a messenger RNA of Aedes albopictus (Asian tiger mosquito), 2298 nucleotides long. RefSeq lists its product as uncharacterized. The record is from RefSeq and is a predicted model, not a curated record. The transcript is spliced from 2 exons. Bases 1 to 2298 code for a protein of 765 amino acids. Lineage: Eukaryota; Metazoa; Arthropoda; Insecta; Diptera; Culicidae.
AUGGAUCUACAUAUCGCAUCCAUUAGAGAGUUGUGUGAAAGAUCCGACAGAGUUUUGGUAUGUGGUGACUACAAUCAACCACGGUUGGAUUGGUUGGCCGCUGAUUGGUCGGUGAGCGUAGCCGAAUCAUCAUCACUCAAUGCUGCUAGUACGGUUCUUCUGGAUGGAAUGGAUUUCCUCAAUCUCUCUCAACGUAACGCAGUUCGGAACGAACUCGGCCGCACGCUGGAUUUGGUAUUCUACAGCGUGGAAAACGACAUGGGAAUCGACGAGUCUGCGGUUUCACUCUUGCCUAUCGACAGUCACCAUCCUCCUUUGGUUUUGUCACUGUCUUCGACUUUUGCACAACCAGCACAAAUUGAGCGGAACUUCGAAGUCCGGCCUCUUGACUUCCAGCUGGAUCUGCUCAACAAAGGGUUGAAUUUCGCUGUUUCUCCUCAAUGCGCUCCCCUUGCCGAUAUAGUCAAUAACAUUGAAAGCGCCAUCCAAUACGAUAACCACACUGCUAAAUCAGCUACUCGUCACAGCGUGAAGCAAUGCCUUUUGCGAACGGCAAGCAAAAGGGAGAACGGAAAGUGCCCAAAUUUCGAUACUUGGUGCACAAUUCGGCAGCUGAAAGCCCGUGACGUGGUAUAUUCCCGAGCAGAUAAGGGGAAUGCUGUGGUUGUAAUGGAUCGAGAAGACUAUGAUUCGAGAGUCCAUGCAAUGAUCAGUGCCGGUCCGUAUGAGGAAUAUAAAUUCAAAAACGGCAAAACCAAAGAUCCUCUCAACAAAAUGAUUGAGGAAGUAAAUCAUACGCGACAGACUGUGGCUCAUCUGAUGGGCGACGAGAAACUUGAAAGAAAGUUUCAUGUUCCGAAUCCAACGGUGGCAUCUUUAUACUGUCUACCGAAGAUUCACAAAGAUCCCAUUGGAAUGCGACCCAUUUCCUCCAACAUCCGCACCCCCACGGAAAAACUGGCAGCUUGGCUGGUGAAUGAGAUGAAGAAGUACCCUGUUAGGCAUGGGAAAAGUGUGAAAAACUCGAUCGAUUUGGUGAAGAGAUUGGAGGGUUUCAAAUUCCGGAGGGGGGAAAUUUUAGUUUCGUUUGAUGUCGCCGCAUUGUUUCCCAGCGUACCCGUCACCGAAGCCCUGCACAGCCUACGCCGACAUCUAGAACGCAGCCGUGCUCCACCCAACCAUAUAGAGGCAUAUCUAUCCGUAGCUCAGGUAUGCAUGAAUCAAAACUUUUUCACCUUCAGGGGAAAGUUUUAUAAACAGACGUUUGGACUUAGCAUGGGUAGCAAGUUGUCCCCACUGCUUGCAGACCUCUUCAUGAGCGACUUCGAGGAUGAAGCUCAGAAGAAAAAACUGUUUCCGAGAAUCUGGUGGCGAUAUGUAGAUGAUGUUUUCGCCCCGGUGAAGGAGCGUUACCUCGAGCAGACUCUGGCGAUGCUAAAUUCACAACACAACACAAUCAAUUUUACUGUAGAGAGAGAAGUGGAAGGGAGCCUACCGUUUCUCGAUUUAUUGAUCACCAGAAAGGAAGACGACACGUUGAAGUUCGGUAUAUACCGCAAACCCACAUCAACGGAUAGGUAUAUCACAUCUGACUCCAAUCACUUUGGAGCUCAGAAGCAAGCUGCUUUUCACUCCAUGGCACACCGGCUGUACAAUAUACCCAUGGAGCGCGACGAGUUUGAAGAAGAAAAAAGUCGUGUGUAUACAGCAGCUGAGGUGAACGGAUACGACAGGCCUUUUGUGAACAAAAUUUUGAAGAAGCACAAACGGAAAAACCACCGCAGGAACAUUACCACCCUUCAACAGAACCCAGAAGAAACCAGAAGAAUUAGCUUGCCGUUUUACCCCAGGAUAACCAAUCAAAUAAAAACAGCCCUUCGCCGACAAAACCUACACGUUGUGCAUAAGAGCGACAAGACCCUACGUGACCUUUUAUGCAACCUUAAGGACAAGGUACCGCCGGAUGAACAAUCCGGAAUAUACGAGAUACCAUGUAAGGACUGCCCGGCAGUUUACAUUGGCCAAACUCGCCGGAAAGUAAAGGUCCGUUUAAAAGAGCACAAAAAUGCUGUCCAGUCUUCCAAAGCAACCGAAUCCAGCGUGGCAGCGCAUACAGUAGACUCCCAACAUGAAAUUGAUUGGAAUAAUGCCAAACUCGUCAAAAGCGUAAGAAAAACGUUACACUUAAACGCUUGGGAGUCAAUGUUCAUCAGCAACACACGAAGGCCGUUGAUGAAUGAAGACGACCCGCCCAUUGCGUCGUGUCUUUUUAGUCUGGUAGACACGACUCCCCAGUAG